AUGCUGUUGAGCUCAAAUGGUCUGGUGAUUCCGGUAGUUGUUUGGGGAAAGGAGCCGAUCAGUCACCGAAUCACAUCUGUUUGUGCAUUGCUUCACACACGGAUUGUCGUAACUGGUUCUGAAGAAGGCUUUAUAUGUGUAUGGAAGUUCGACGAAGAGUAUAAGCUGCAGCCGGUUCUCCUGUUGGCAGGCCACGAUGGAGCUGUACUCGCCCUGUGCAAAGCACACCAGAAAUCUGAGGGCGAUGAAUUUUUUUCGUCUGAUCAGAACGGGAAUCUUCUUCUAUGGAAUAGUUCUGACGGAAGAUGCGUCCAGAGCAGCACAUCUCGGUACGUGCACACCCAGUUGAGUGUCCAGGCAGUGGAUUUUGGCGAAAGUGUGUCCGAGUUCCUGUUUUGUGCCGGCAGGUACUCAGAAAUCGUAGCGAUCAGUCCGAAGAAUUUACAAGUUCUAGUAAGGUUCGCAUCCAGAGUUGAACCGGAUUGGAUAUCGGCUUUUUGCCUGUUCGGCACCAAGCAGAAAUCAGAUGUAAUCAUUGGCGUAACCGUUGCCGGUUUGGUCAAGAUAUGGUCUCUGCAGAACGUCGCCGAAAAUGUGAGUAUGACGUUGAUCAUAAAAUAA
This is a messenger RNA of Soboliphyme baturini, 621 nucleotides long. The record is from the annotation of a GenBank genome assembly. Lineage: Eukaryota; Metazoa; Nematoda; Enoplea; Dioctophymatida; Soboliphymatidae.